AUGUCUGAUGUUGAUGAUUUAGGUUUGGGAUUAAGUGAUGAUGAUAGAGAAUUAGAUGAAGUCAGUCAAGGAGAAAACGACGUGGGUGUAGAAGAACCUGAAAGUGAAGAAGAAGAAGUAGAAGAGAAAAAUCUUUCCAUUUCAAUCCCUCGUCAUAGUGUUAAUGAAAAAGCUGAAGAUGAAACUUAUAGUUUGAAAUUACCAGUAUUUUUAAACGUCGAUGCCCAUCCUUUUGAUGCAACUGAAUUUAAAGAAACCAUUGAAUAUAAUGCCGAACAAAGAAAACAAAUUAAAGAUAAAUCGGCUGCCAAAAAUGAUUUAAUCAAAGAGAAAUUAUCCAAUCAGAACACCAUUAGAUGGAGAUAUGUUAAUGAAAAUGAUGAAAUUAUCAAGCAAUCCAAUGCUCAUUUUAUUGAAUGGGAUAAUGGAUUGGUUUCUUUGAAGAUUGGUGAUGAAAUAUUCGAUUUAAAGAAGAAUACCAACUUUGAUAAUUUAUUAGUCAAAUCUUAUGAUGAAUUCGAAAUCUUACAAAGUGAUUCUAUCGUUAGUCAUACUGUUAAUUUAUUACCAACAUCCAUCAAAACUGCCACCCAUAGACAAUUAACUAGUGCUGUUAAAUCCGUUCAAAUGAAAGAUAAGAUCUUGAACACCAUAACCACAUCCGAUCCUUUGGAAAUCCAAAGAGUAGCUGAUGAAAAUGAAAGAAGGGCCAUGAAAUUAAAGAGACAAUUGGAUUUGAAAAGAAGAUUACAAGAAGAAAGAUUGGGCUCAGGAGCUGGUAUUGAUGAUGAAGCUGAUGAACCUACAUAUGAAAGAUUUGAGAAGACUUAUGAUGAAUAUGAUGAUGAAGAUGGAUUCAUCGAUGACGAAGAUGAUGAUGAUUUAUUGGAAGGGGCAGAAAGAUUAAGAAAUGUUAAAAGAGAGGGUGCUUCUAAAUAUGAUGAAGAUGAAGAGGAGGAAGAAGAAGAAAUUGAAGAACCAGUUGAAGACGUUGAAGAGAACGAUGAAGAAAGUAGGAGGAAGAAAAGAAGAAUCAUCGAUUCUGAUGAUGAAUAA
Messenger RNA from Yamadazyma jaroonii, 1056 nucleotides. Lineage: Eukaryota; Fungi; Ascomycota; Pichiomycetes; Serinales; Debaryomycetaceae. The record is from the annotation of a GenBank genome assembly.